Molecule: messenger RNA, 5081 nt
Organism: Porites evermanni
Lineage: Eukaryota; Metazoa; Cnidaria; Anthozoa; Scleractinia; Poritidae
Source: the annotation of a GenBank genome assembly
AUGGCCCAACCAGGUUCAUUUUUUGGACACAAUAGAAGAUCUGGCUCUGGAAGGGAAAGAAGCAUUAGCUCAACUACAAGCUCAGCAAGUACAUCUAGGAGUGAGACUCCCCCAAGCAGAGCUGGAAAUAUUGUCAUAUCAUCAUCUGAAGUAGGAAAGAUAUUUGAUGCAAUAAACUCACUGUCCAAUAAAAUGAGUACACAAGAAGAAAUGUUAAAAAAACUGACAACUGCAAUGGAAGAUUUGGAAGAUGAGGUGCAAGAACUGAAAGUUAAUGAGAGAUCUCUUCUUGAAAAAAUUGAAAUGAUGCAUGAUCGCGAGGUGGUUGAAGAUGGAUCAAAAAUUCCGCCAGAAGUUUCAGUAAGUGUACACUACAGCAAUUCCUUCCCUUAACACACCUUGAAGUGAAAUUAAGACAGUCUCCCUGUUAUUUCAUGUCUCCUCCCUGAUGCUCACCCACUUGGUACAUUUGAAACUGGGAUAACUGCCUGUUAUACCAAGUGCUCAAUCCUGACAAUCUUAAUGGGGAACCAUAGACUGGUGUGCCAGCUUGCAAAAGACUACAGUAUAUUUUGACUUGAGCACUUCUCCUAAAAAAUUCUUUUGAAGUUUUUUUCUGUAAUAUACAUGUUGUGAUUCAAAUUUGUCCUUGGCUAAAAUUUUGUUUUUCGUUGUUUUUGAUUAUAAAUUUGAAGCUAAGGAAAAUAAAAUUUAAACCGUGGAUAAAAUUUAAGCACAACAUAUGCAAUUUAGAUUUGCUAUAUCCACACUUUUCCAGGUAAUGCUCAAUGUAUGGUUAACAGAAGUUGUAAAUCCUUGUAGAUUUUUUUGCUCAUAUCCAUCUCUAUUGUUUUUUCCUACAGCUAGCUGAAAAAAUCUGCUUUGGUAUAGUUUCUUAACUUUACAUCCAGUUCUUGAAGAGAUAAUUUUACGAGUGGCUGUCUUUUACUCGUCAAGUCCUGAAUCAAUUUCUGUCAUUUUUGGAGAUGUUUGGAUUUGUUUCCAAUCCAUAAACUCAGCUACAUCAAAGGCACAAACCUCUCAGCCAUUGUUUAUGUCCAUUUUGGUUAGCUUCUUCUCGGAAAUGUCAUACUCGAUAUUAAAGAAAGCAAAAAUGCAGUGGAUGCGAAGGAAUGACUUCCUACCGUAAAGGCAGGUGUUGUCAUAAUAACACAAAUACUGUAGGUUGCUGAUUGGUUGAUAAUAAACACACAAACUUUAUUCAAAUACAAUAGAACAAGAAUUGCAUUAACCGGCGGAAGGAAACUGCUUGUUUAUUUAUUUGUGGGAAUAAACAUCGGGUAAAAUUGAUUAGAAAACAAUAGGGGGUGGGGGCCUGUGUUUAAUAGUUUUUUUAUACUAAAAUGGGACUAGCUCCUGGCAAGUACUUUGUCUGAUCUAUUUUUAAUUUUGCUCCAGCCAUGUAGACUUCUUUUGGAUACUGUUCUAAAAUUUCUUUUUCACACCAUAAGGUGAUGAUAUGAUUGCAUAAUAGUAGACUCCUCUAUCAGCUUAGAAGUGAAAAUCUAAGAUUAAUGGAAUAGGAAUGUUGCGAGCUACUAGGUCUUCAUAUGAGAAGGCCGACUAAAAGUCCUAGUUCUCGUCAGCUGGAGCCCCUUUUUUUGUUAUUGUAAAGAGCAUGAGGCUUGUUAUGUUUGUCAGGUUUUUUUUAAUGGCAGGUGUUAUUGGUUAUGGACCUUAGGGUCAUAACUGCAGCUAUGUACAUGUAUAUAUGUAACUUGAUACCUCAUCAAUAAUAUCAUUAUUAGUCUUGUAGUUGUAUUUUAGUAGAGUAUGAUUUGGUACAAACAAAAAAUCCCACUUUGUUCACUUUAGGCAGAUGUACAUCUUCUUCACAACAACCUUUCAUUAGACAGACAGUACAAGCCUGAGGAAAGGUAUGACUGUUUUUUUUCUUUGCUGUGAUUAUUCAAAAAUAGUUGAACUCUCAAUAUAAUGUAGCUUAAGGUGACUUGCUACAAUUUCAGAUAUAAUCCUUCCUAAAUCCUUAAUCAUUCCCAAAUCCUUACAUUUCUGCUAUGUUUUUUUUCCUGCCAACAAAAAAAUUCUUAAGUUUUCAAAGAGACUUAUACAGAUAGUAACUCUUAUCCUUGAUUAUUGUUUUACUCUCCUCAUUCAAUAACUUUUAAUAACCAAUUUAACCAAUUAUUGGUUUGACAUUUCUAGUGCCCUCUCACCACACAACUUGUCUGUGCGACACCAUCUGGAAGAGCAGAUAGCUAACGAAGAUAAGGGAUAUGCCAUUAAGACAGUCAAGCGUAAGUCUCAUCAUGAAAAAUUAUAUGUUAUUGAUUGUUAACUGGCAUGUGGUCAAGAGUUCAAUAAUGGGCCCUUGUCACACAGCAGCUAGUUGGUUUCUUCUACUACAGAUGAAAUCUUUGCUGAUUUUCUUCAGCUCAGCCAAAAGCAGCUGAGCUACCAUCCCUUCAGUCCUUUGUUCUAAACAGUUAUCAGUAAAAGUGACUCAUUUUUCAUAGCAAUGACAAACAUCUUCCAAAUCUGAUCAACAGUUGCUGGUUAUGAACAAUUACAAGGCUGUACUCUAAGGAAAAUUGUAGGAAACCCAGUGCUCUGAACCUGUAAAAUCUAGGGUGCCCAGCGUAUGAUUUGUAUGAAAAAUCUGGGAUUUUCUAUUCGCCCUAGAGCAAAAAUUAGGCGCCGGGGCCCACUAGACUCUGCUAAAGCACAGCCCUGAAUUAGCAAGGGAAUUUUCCAAUAGGCUCUUUACAUGACUUGAUCAGGCUUAAAUCUCCUUUUAAUUAGUAACAGGCAAUUUUAGCCUUGAAAUGCGUAAGGGAAAGAUUUAAUGACAGUUUAAAAUUUUUAGAAUUUACAAGGAUUUGUAUGGAACACCAUGCAAGCAUGACUGGAUGGCAAAAGUUGUUUUUCUCAUACAAAAAAAUGCUUCUAAGCUUCGGCAGCCGUUGCAAUUGCUUGUUUUGAGACAUUUGGCUGAAAAUUCUCAGGUUACCUCAUUUUAAUAUGCUCUUUCAGCUUGUGGUAACAAAAUUUUUCAAAAAUGAACUGUUUUUGUAUUUACUGAAAGUUGAUCACAUAGUGAAGUCAUGCAAAAACCUUAUUUGAAACAUUUGGAGAAAUCUUUUGAAAUAUGAAUAAUAAUAUUUUAUUUGGCAACCUUUCAUGCAACUCAACUCUAGCAAUUAACUAGUGCAAAAUUAUGUGCAAUGGUGUUGCCAUUUUGUGUUACUUAAGGUUAGAUACUUUCAGCAUGGGCCCCCGGGUGACUUAUAUACAAGUGUGGUAGAGUGUUCAGGUUUAACUGCAGAUACCUUAAUAAACAUAUAUCAACAAUUUAAAGCUUAUUGAACUGGCUUUCUUUAUAAACCAACACUGUCAAUUUUUCUUUGUUUUUUUUUUUUUUGCUUAAGUUGCAUGAUCAUACAAAUAUAGAUACUCUUUCAGCUAAAAGUCAAACGACUUUGUUCAAUUGACCUUAAAUUUUGAGGAAUGUUUUUUGUAAUGAGUCAGCAACAAACGUGUGUUGGGGAAUUCUGUGUUUCUUAAAACUUUGUUGUUAAAAGGAGUUUUUGUAUGUUCAUCCAAAUUUUUUUUAGCCCUAUUUAAAAAUUUUUCUGUAACGUUUCAUAAAAAUUGAAAAGCUUAUAAGUGCUUUGACUUCUAACAGAAUUGAACAAAUCAAUUAAUGAAAAAAAAAUUGCUUUGAAUUGUAGCUUUGGAAAAGUGAUUCGGGCGCUCACAGUAAAAAAAAAUUAAAAAGUUGACAGUACAAGUUUUUUUUUUUAAAUCUUGGUCUAUUACGUAAGAUAGUAGUUCACUAAGCUUUAAUUUGAUAUAGGGUUUUGGGUUUCUACAGGUUAACUGAAACACACUAAAUCACUUGCAUGUGAGACAUCCCUGAAGGUAUCUGGUAACCUUAAGUUCUUUGCAGAUACUCAAAAACCUUAAAAAGCUAUACAUACAUGCAUGCAGCUGACUGAAACUAUGGAUGAAGGUGGUCUGAUUUUAUAUUAUGAUAAUGAAAAUGACACUCUUUUCACUUUUAUUUGCAGGUGGCAUUGUUAGGUACUAUGAAACAAAAAGAAAGCUUUAUCUACAGUCAUUACCUGAAAACAGGCAAAAAACGAAACAAACAAAACAGGAGAACAAAGUUCGUUCAAGAAGGAAAAGGGUAUGUUGACUUAAACUUCUUUUCUUUUUUCUGCCACUUUGUGUGUAAAAAGCAUCAACCAAUAAUAGUUCUGUACAGUGACAAAUUACAGUUAAUAGUAGUUUUGACUUUAAAAUGACCAAGCGGAUCACCCAUAAGCCUCUAUUGCAUCUCCAUUAGACAAAAGAAUAUUUAAUUGCAGACUAAACUGUAAUAACAGCUGUAAGUUGCUGUUUGAGUUGCAGCCUAGUUGGGCAGAACAGUAGCUAUGACAAUAUUGUUUCCUUUCUUAAAGCUAGUGUAGGUUUCUGUAUAUAUUUUUACCACCUCCAAAUAGUGUGUAACACUAGAAAGAAUUGACACUGAGAAAGUUACUCACUUACUCACUCAGCAAAAUAUUUCACCCUAAUAAAUUCAUUUUAGACAUUUUUUUCUGCAAUUAUUACUGGAAUUAAGACUUUAGGUACAUGGAAUAUAUGUAGCCUGAUUUUAAUGUGAAUUUUAAAAUCUCUUUCAGCUUUUCAGUGCACGAGUUAAAGUGGCGAGGGGCCAAGAGAAGGAGUUGAUGCAAGAGCUCAACUAUGACUUUGUGAGUGACGAGGAAGAUGGACCAGAAGGAAAUUGGAUCAUAAGGUCACCAAGAUGGAGGUCCCCAAGGGCCAGUGAAUUGAUGAGCCGUCUACAAAGACGAAUAGAUCAGACGAGAGAAGAAGAAGUGCGGCCACGUGUGCCAAGAGUUGAGGGACCUUUCUCAGAAAGGCCCAGGCCCAAGGUUCAUAUACCUUGGGCCUUAGGGGAAGAGGCAGCAAGAGGUUUUGCUGAACCCAACUCAGAGCCAGAGGAGGUGCAGAUAGAAACUCCUGCAGCAUCACCACCGAGGAGGAGAAGAAAAAGAUUCCAUUCUUUAAAUGAUGACUCCGAAACUGAUUAA